Cucurbita moschata (crookneck pumpkin) is the source of this 1985-nucleotide messenger RNA. RefSeq names its product palmitoyl-protein thioesterase 1-like. The coding region runs from base 954 to 1838 and encodes 294 amino acids. NCBI's taxonomy places the organism in Eukaryota, Viridiplantae, Streptophyta, Magnoliopsida, Cucurbitales, Cucurbitaceae. The transcript is spliced from 12 exons. Gene Ontology annotation, molecular function: thiolester hydrolase activity. The record is from RefSeq and is a predicted model, not a curated record. Gene Ontology annotation, cellular component: intracellular membrane-bounded organelle.
AACUAGGAGGGUAUGGAGCCGCUAGUCAUACACGGUAGCUAGCGGCCUCCACAGUGAAAUGGAUGAACAAAGGGUAUGAGAACUUACAGAGGAAACCCCGAUCCGUUUAGGAUUUCGACAGUUUUGGACGUCUAAAGUAGUUUAAAAGCAAGGAGAGGCGAGCUAGAGAAGAAGAGAACCUGAGGGAGAAAACCAAGACCCCAUUGCCAUUGGAAAUUCGAUACUUACAAACGAUUGAAGCUCAUGUCACUGAGGGAGGAGAACUUCGACGGUAGGCUUGUGGGUCUUUUAAACUUUUCCAUCGAUUUCUUCUCAAAAACCCUAACGAAAGCUUUACAAUCUCUACAUGGUUAGAUUGCACCGAGAGUUCUUUGGUUUGUGGAGGAAAAGAAACCAAGAGGGGGAAGGAAGAAUCGAAGAAGGAAACAAAUCAAGCAAGUUUUAAUUGACGUAACAUAAAACUUAUUAGUCUUAAAGCACCACAGAGAGUAAUAAGAAUCUACAAACUGUCUGAUUGACACCAACGAGUAAACUCACCUCGUGCUUAGGAUCCCAUAAAUCUUUGAGUAGAAGAUUCAAAUCUUUACCUUCUUCCAAAGUAAAAAGUUAGUUAAGCAUAAUUAAUUAAGAGCCUUGUAAUCAACAUCUUUAAUAUCAAUCAGAUCAUUGCUUUGUUUGAGAUUUUGGAACUGGGCCAUAUUAGCCAAUGGCCACCCAAUAAAUGCCCACAACGGCACCACCACGCCUUUUUAACCAUCAACCAUAACUCACUAAAUGCGAUCAAAUUCCCAAUUCCCAAGUCUUGUUUUCAGACGACAUUGUGUGAAAACCGCUCCCAAAAAUCUUGGGGAGAAGACAAGGAUGAAUCUCACACGCCAUUGCUGGAUUCUCAAGCUCUCACCCAUUUCUAUAAAUUUCUCCAUGUUAUCUCAAGUUCUUCCCCAACAAUCCCCAUGGAUUCUCCCUCUUUAAUGCCCUUUUUCUCCUUCAUUCUCGUUUUCGCUGCGAUUCCGGUUUCUCUUUCACUGCCCUUCGUUGUUCUCCAUGGCAUAGGAAGUCAGUGCUCAAGUCAAGGGCUUAAAAACUUCACUGAACUACUGAGUAACUAUUCUGGCGUUGAAGGAUAUUGCCUUGAAGUCGGGAAUGGAGUGUUGGAUUCUUGGUUUAUGCCCCUUGAGAAACAGGCUGGAAUUGUUUGUGAGAAGGUGAAGAAAAUGGAGGAACUCAAAAAAGGUUACAAUAUAGUUGGUCUCUCCCAGGGUAACUUGAUAGGCAGAGGAGUUGUUGAGUUUUGUGAUGGAGCACCACCAGUCAAGAACUUCAUAUCUUUAGCAGGCCCUCAUGCUGGCAUUGCUUCCGUUCCUCUCUGUGGUUCUGCCAUUUUCUGUCGCUUUGCAGACGAACUAAUCAAGUCGGAGAUCUACAGUGAUUAUGUUCAAGAUCAUCUAGCUCCCAGUGGCUUUCUCAAAUUACCAAACGCUAUCCCAAAAUAUUUGGAGAAAUGCAAGUUUCUUCCUAAGCUCAACAAUGAACUCCCACAAGCGAGAAACUCAACCUAUAAGCAACGAUUCAGUAGCCUACAAAACUUGGUGCUAAUUAUGUUCGAGCACGACACGGUUUUGGUCCCCAGAGAAACCUCCUGGUUUGGUUACUACAAAGAUGGGGCUUUUAAUUCAACUAUACCUCCACAACAGACAAAACUUUACAUUGAAGACUGGAUUGGAUUGCAAACAUUGGAUAAAGCAGGGAGAGUGAAGUACAUAAGCGUUUCUGGAGAUCAUGUUAAAAUUUCCAACAGUGACAUGAGAAAGUAUGUGGUACCAUACUUGCAAGGAUAAAGAAUCAAUCAGAUGGAUGUGGGAGAGUCAAUGACCACCAGUAUUGAUUAAAUUAAGAGUAACGAAAAGAAGAAGAUAAUUCACAAAACCAAGCUCUCUGAAUCCUAAUUUACCAUGUAAGCCUAUUUUUACAAAUAUAUAUGGAAA